UUUCCCCCACAAGCACCAAUGGCUUCUACUUCCUUCCUCAAGUCGUUGAGUCGUGCUUUGCAUGCUCCAACAUCACCACGAUUCUGUAUAGCCAGCCGUUCCAUCUUUUCCAGAAUCUAUUCAUCUUCCACCGCCUCUGUCCAACUUCAAACCAACCUUGACAAUCUCAAUAUUGCCGAGGAUAUUACAGAGCUCAUAGGAAAAACGCCAAUGGUUUACUUGAAGAGUGUCACGAAAGGCUGUGUUGCUACUAUUGCUGCAAAGCUUGAGCUAAUGGAACCUUGUUGCAGUGUCAAAGACAGGAUUGGUUAUAGCAUGAUUCUUGAUGCUGAGAGGAAAGGACUUAUAACACCGGGAAAGAGUAUUUUGGUGGAACCUACUGGUGGGAACACAGGAAUUGGUCUUGCAUAUAUAGCAGCUACUAAAGGAUAUAAGCUCAUUUUGACAAUGCCUAUUUCGAUGAGUUUAGAGAGAAGAAUUCUUAUGAGAGCAUUUGGAGCUGAACUUGUUUUGACUGAAUAUUCUAAGGCUAUGAGUGGAGCAGUUCGAAAAGCUGAAGAAAUUGUAAAAAAUACACCUAAUGCAUUCAUGCUUCAACAAUUUGAUAAUCCAUCAAAUCCUAAGGUACAUUAUGAGAAUACUGGACCUGAGAUAUGGGAAGAUACAAGAGGUAAAGUAGAUAUUUUAGUUUCGGCAAUUGGAACUGGUGGAACCCUUUCUGGAACAGGUCGAUUUCUAAAAGAACAAAAUCCAAAUAUAAAGGUUAUUGGUGUAGAGCCUCUCGAAAGCAACGUGCUUAGCGGUGGAACACCAAGACCUCACAUAAUUCAGGGUAUUGGAGCUGGUUUUGUACCCAAGAAUUUGGAUAAAGAAGUCCUUGAUGAAGUUAUAGCGAUAUCAGGUAAAGAAUCUGUCAAAACUGCAAAAACAAUAGCCCUCCGGGAAGGCUUGCUGGUGGGAAUUUCUUCUGGUUGUGCUGCUACAGCUGCAUUACAGGUUGCAAAGAGGCCUGAAAAUGAGGGAAAGCUUAUUGUGGUUGUAUUCCCAAGUUUUGGUGAAAGAUAUUUAUCCACUUCCCUUUUUCAAGAAGUACGAGAAGAAUGUGAGAAGAUGCAAGCAGUACCAUGAAACAAUAUACUCGUUUCAUGUUUCUCAUGCAUUUUCAAUAGCACUUUGUAAGAAUGGUUGGUGGUACCUUGAAUUUGUUUGGACUUGUAACUUUUAGCUAUUCGAUAUGUGUUAUAUUUUCUUAAUUUUUCAUCAUUGGGUGCUCUUCCAUUA
Vicia villosa (hairy vetch) is the source of this 1281-nucleotide messenger RNA. RefSeq names its product cysteine synthase-like. Gene Ontology annotation, biological process: double fertilization forming a zygote and endosperm; pollen tube growth. The transcript has 9 exons. The record is from RefSeq and is a predicted model, not a curated record. Bases 19 to 1128 code for a protein of 369 amino acids. Lineage: Eukaryota; Viridiplantae; Streptophyta; Magnoliopsida; Fabales; Fabaceae. Gene Ontology annotation, molecular function: cysteine synthase activity. Gene Ontology annotation, cellular component: cytoplasm.